UUUGAAGAGAAACAAACGAGCGGGGGCGUAGUCCCACGGCGAGGCCCACGCGCGUACAACGUGAGAAAGCGUUAAGAUGACCAUGGCAAGCAACAUUGUGGUCGAGUGGCUGCGGUCGCUCCACCUCGGCCAGUACUCCGAGUCGUUUAUCGAUAACGGCUACGAUGACCUUGAGAUCUGCAAGCAGAUCGGCGAUCCGGAUCUCGAUGCGAUCGGCGUUUUCAAUCAGAAGCAUCGCGCGCGUCUGCUGCAAUCGGUGAAGACUCUACGCGAGGAAGGCGCUGCGAGUGUAUACUUCACGCUGGAGGAGACGAACGACAACAGCUGCGACAACAUCAGCUCCAAGUCGUCGAGGACGUCGUCCGACAGACCACCCAGCGAUAAGGAGGCGCAACGAGCGUCGCCCACGGCCAGCUCCUCCAGCGGCGGUCAGGAGCUGACAAAGUUUGCGGACGAGUACGAGGAGGGUAAGGCCGAGCUGGUGAGAAUUCCCAGGAUGCAAUUGAGGAUGCUGCUGCAGGAGAAGCUCAGACACGACGGCAUCAGACUGGCCUGCCAACCAUACACCACACCGGAGGGCGAGAGAGGGUAUUUGGAAGGGCUUGCCUCAAGAUAUGCAGAUCUCUUCAGGACGCAUUACGGGGAUGUUCUUGAGCCGCUCGAGGAACUACGCCGGCGAGAAACAAACGCUUCCGCACGAAUGCCCAACACCCAGCUCACCACCAGUCAUUCACAGCCCAUUUACGUGCCCGGAAAAUACUCGCCCUCGAGCUGCCUCAGCGACAAGGAGGAGGACGAAAUCUAUGGCUUCGGAUACGGGGUCUUCAGCCGGCAGAUGCUCCAACAUCGACAGCAGAAACUCGCACUCGCAACACAAAACACAACUACCGCCAUGACACCGGGUGGACCUCAGGCAACCUAUCAAAGGUAA
This is a messenger RNA of Acromyrmex echinatior (Panamanian leafcutter ant), 931 nucleotides long. RefSeq lists its product as uncharacterized. Lineage: Eukaryota; Metazoa; Arthropoda; Insecta; Hymenoptera; Formicidae. The record is from RefSeq and is a predicted model, not a curated record. Gene Ontology annotation, molecular function: protein binding.